This is a messenger RNA of Strongylus vulgaris, 1361 nucleotides long. Lineage: Eukaryota; Metazoa; Nematoda; Chromadorea; Rhabditida; Strongylidae. The record is from the annotation of a GenBank genome assembly.
AUGCGAACAACCCAUUUAGAGAGCAAUAAAGAAAUUUCAAAACCAGAAGAGGGCUACACCAGGCUUCAGGAAUGGCUAGGGAAAGGUCUUCUGACAAGCAACGGAGACCGGUGGCGAGCAAGAAGAAAAAUGCUAACACCUGCUUUCCAUUUCUCAAUUUUGAAUGACUUCCUACCCAUAUUUAACAAGCUUAUAGAGGGAAAACAAAUAGGAAGAGAUGGGAAGGGGAAGAUAGAAGAGGAGGCAAAUAGCUGUGUUGGCAUUGUUAGUGUUUCAUGUCAUUACUUCAAGAAACAAAGUACAAUUGCCUAUGAGACAUUAGGAAACGAUGCAACCAUUCUGCUCCAGCAAUUUUCUCGCUUUGCCGAUACGAAAGAAACUACAGACGUCCUUCCUUUGAUUAAACUAUGUACAUUGGAUGUUAUUUGUGAGAGCCAUAUACAACGUUGCAAUGACGUCCAUUUUAUAGAAUCAGCCAUGGGAGUAGACAUGCGAGCUCAGCAGGGUCAUAACAAGGAAUAUGUUCGAUCGGUUAGGGAGUUAUGCCAACUAUUAUGGGAUCGCGAACGACUGCCGUGGCUUUGGCCUAAGGCUUUGUGGAUGCUCUCGGGGAAAGCAGCUCGAUGUGAUAAAGCGCUUGACAUAGUGAAGGGCUAUACACGAGGGGUCAUUUCCAAAAGGAAAGAACAAAGAGUUAACAGAGAGCGAGAUCUCAGUCGCAAGCCUGCAUUUCUGGAUCUCCUUCUGGAUAUGCAGGAAGCAAACAAUCUUAGCGAUGAUGACAUAGGAGAUGAGGUGGACACUUUCAUCGCAUGUGGCUACUGCUCUUCGACUGCACUUGCGAACACAUACACAUUUGAAGGUCACGACACUGUUUCAAGCGCAGUCGGAUACGCUCUGUUCUGCUUAGGAAACUACCCAGAAGAACAGGAGAAGCUUUUUGAAGAAAUCAAAACCGUGAUUGGCCCAGAAGAUCGUGACCUCACAUUAGAGGACAUUCGCAAUUUGAAACAUACUGACAAAGUGCUGAAGGAAGCUUUGCGAGUUUUUCCUACUGUUCCUAUGAUCGCCAGACGUUUGGAGAACGACAUGAAGGCAUUGUGGAUAGUUUUAUUUACUUGGAUUGUUGCUUUGACACACCGCUACACCUUGGGUUAUCCAAUUGGUAACAGUGGAGAAACUAUUCCGGCUGGAGUUACGGCUAUAAUCGUACCAUUCGGAAUUCAUCGGGAUCCUAAGGUGAGCUCAGUCCCGGAUAUAAAGUUAUAUAACCAUGGUCAAAUCUUACCCUCAUUAAGGUUAUUACGGCUGGAAGAUUACAUUUUUCUUAAGUACUCUAAGAAUCUUGAGAUAAAGUAAUA